Lucilia cuprina (Australian sheep blowfly) is the source of this 341-nucleotide messenger RNA. Its product is annotated as peptide transporter family 1-like. Gene Ontology annotation, molecular function: dipeptide transmembrane transporter activity. The record is from RefSeq and is a predicted model, not a curated record. The transcript is spliced from 2 exons. Lineage: Eukaryota; Metazoa; Arthropoda; Insecta; Diptera; Calliphoridae. The annotation marks the transcript as partial.
CUAUAUUGGCGUUAUACCUACGCGACGAUUUGUAUUUCAGCGAAAGUUUAUCAACAAUUGUUUUGCAUAUUUUCAAUUUCUUUGGUCAAUUUUGCCCUAUAUUUGGAGCUAUACUAGCCGAUAGCUAUAUAGGCAAUGUACGGACUAUAACGGGAUUUUAUUUUCUUUAUGCAUUUGGUUGGAUUUUGUUGGUAUUGACGGCACUGCCUUAUAUGGGUAUAUCAUUGGUCUUCCUAGUUUCUAUUUCUUUACUCUUCAUAGUCAUUGGUAAUGGUUUUUCUAAAGCUUGUCUUACCUCUUUGGGUGCAGAAUAUUUUAGUCUCUACUAUUUUGUGUAUUAU